GCUUGAGGUGGGGGAGGGGGAGUGGAGCCCAGAGCAUCUCUGCUCUCUUAAGAGACUUCCUAACCCUUGCCUCGGCUGCAGCCUCCCUGCCCAAAGAAGAGCCUCGGAGACAGGUGGAGAGGGAGAAGGCAGGAGCCAUGGCGGCCCGGCUCACUAUUCUGCUCCUUCUGGGGCUUUGGCUGGACCCAGAGAUGGAGGCAGAGGCAGCCAUAUAUGUAGACACAACCCCUCGCCUCUGGAUAGAGUCUGAAUCCCCAUCCACACCCUGGGCCAACGUGACCCUCCAGUGCCUGGCGACUAAUACUCUGGCAACGAAAUUCCAGCUGCUGAAAGAUGGGGAAAUUUUCUCUUCCCUUUCUGCCCUUGAACCCUGUGCCAGGUUCCCACUGGGGCCGGUGACAGCUGACAACAAGGGCAUUUACCGGUGCCAGAUCCAAUGGGAAGAAAACCACUGGAGUCAAAUAAGUGCCCCAGUGGAGGUAACAGGGACAGAGCCCCUCCCAGCACCCUCCCUCCAGGCUGAGCCCGGACCUUGGAUCCUCCAUGGCCUGGAGACUGAGCUGCACUGCCAGGGGGGGCUGCUGGGCAUGACCUUUGACCUGUACCAGGAAGGAGAGCAGGAGCCUGUGGACAGCUCCCACACCCCAAGACCAGAAGCCACCUUCAUCAUUAAGAGCCCUGGGAACUACACCUGCCAGUACCGACCCCCCACGAUGGCCUCCAGGGUGAGGUCGGUGCCCAGCGAGACCAUACAUGUCGGGAUACCAGCCUCCCUCCCAAAGCCCUCUCUCGAACCUCGGGGCAACCUGGUCAUCAGGCCUGGAGGCUUCGUGACCUUCCGGUGCAGGACGAGCUUCUCAGGGCUGCAAUUCAAGCUGUUAAAAGAUGGAGAGGAGGCGUUUGUCCCCGCGAUGUCUUCGACGGACCCCCAGCUGAAUGACUUCCACCUGACAGAUCUGGAGCCUGGGGCCGGGGGCAAGUACAGCUGCCGCUACCGGUUUCAGCAAGGGCCACUGAUCUGGUCGAAAGACAGCGAGUCCCUGGAGCUCAUCCUGACCACGGAGCCAUCUGGGGCCAGGGGCCAGGUGUGGCUCAGGAUGACCAGAGAUGCCCCCUUCCUUCUGCAAAGAUCAGGGAAGACUCCUGCCCUCCCAGAAACCAGAUCUGUGAGCUGUCCUGGCUCUGGAGAUAACACUGCCCCCGAGGCAGCUGAUCCUGAGCCCGGAAGGUCUGGGUGGGUUACUGGUGUGGUCCCUCCUGGGGGAUGAGGCAACAUC
Molecule: messenger RNA, 1277 nt
Organism: Vombatus ursinus (common wombat)
Lineage: Eukaryota; Metazoa; Chordata; Mammalia; Diprotodontia; Vombatidae
Product: venom metalloproteinase inhibitor DM43-like
Exons: 6
Coding region: 138-1268 (376 amino acids)
Cellular component (GO): plasma membrane
Source: RefSeq, a predicted model, not a curated record